ACGCAGGGCUGAUGUGCGUCAUGACGCCGAAUGUUUGACAGAGUUUUGUCCAGACUUAUUCCGCUUCUGUAUCCAUUCACGUAGUAAACGAGAUAAGUACGUUACACUGCAGCUCAUAGGUAAAUCUAAUAACACAUUUAAACUAUGUCUAUGGAGCCUGCAACAGAGGAACGUUCUUUUAGAUACAAUUUCUUGCCAGCUUAAAUGCUAAAUCUGUGGAGUGCACCUUAGCUAUGAGUUGCUUUGUUUUACAUUUUCAUCCCUAGGUGUCCGAAAAGUUUUCGUUUAUCUCCAGUCGUGUGAUAGUGAAAAUGUGUGGAAGAACCGCUUGCACUCUUGCUCCUGACGAAGUGAGACGGGCCUCCUCCUACAGAGACCGCAGAGGGCGGAGGCGACGGCCGCGCUGGAGGGAUGGAGAUUCGGACAAAUACCAGCCCUCUUACAACAAGAGUCCCCAGUCCAUGAGUCCCGUACUGCUGUCCCAAAGACACUUCAAUAAGGAGGCUCCUGCAGAUAAAUGUGUGUUGGCUUUGAUGCGUUGGGGUCUUGUACCUGCGUGGUUUAAGGAGAACGAUCCAGGCAAGAUGCAGUACAACACCAGCAACUGCCGUAGUGAGAAUAUAAUGGAAAAGAAAUCGUACAAGUUUGCCAUGCAAAAAGGACAGCGUUGUGUCAUCUUGGCUGAUGGAUUUUACGAGUGGAGGAAGGAGGAGAACAAGCGACAGCCCUUCUUCAUUUACUUCCCUCAGACGCCGAAGGAGAAAACCAAGGAUCAUGACAACCCUGCGAAGCAAAGAGAGGAAGGGGAUGAAGCAUGUGUUUGGAGUGGCUGGAGGUUGCUGACUAUGGCUGGACUGUUUGACUGUUGGACUCCACCAGAUGGUGGAGAACCUCUUUACUCUUACAGUAUAAUUACAGUGAAUGCAGCGCCAAAUCUGCAAAACAUCCAUCAUCGAAUGCCGGCUGUCCUGGACGGGGAGGAGGAGGUGAGAAAGUGGCUCGACUUUGGUGAGGUGAAGGGUCUCGAUGCUGUGAAAUUGCUCCAGUCAAGAGACACUUUGACUUUUCAUCCUGUGUCAACACUGGUCAACAACACCCGCAACAACAAUUCAGAGUGUCUUCAGCCGGUGGAUCUCACCAUCAGAAAGGAGGCCAAACCCACAGCCAGCAGUAAGAUGAUGACGAGCUGGCUCAAAAGCAGUUCACCUUCAAAGAGGAAGAGGACUGAAGAGGAGCAGGAAACAAAGACAGAGAGUCAGAAGAAGAGAACAGGACUUCAGCAGUGGCUUAAGGGAUCCGACAAGAAACCAAGAACCCAGUAAAGAGUCAAACCAAUAUCUCCAGUAGUUCCAGAGGACCCCUCCUCUUAGCCCUCCUUUUCUCUAGUUAGAUAAGAAACCGUUCUGGCCUUUGUGUUUUUGUGCCUGUAAACUUCAACCGAAUGAACCUUCACAUCUAGAUUAUUACCAUUAUCACACUGUUUAAAGACUUUGUUAAUAAUAACCGAAAUAAACAAGUGUUCUUCAUUCAA
Cynoglossus semilaevis (tongue sole) is the source of this 1531-nucleotide messenger RNA. RefSeq names its product 5-hydroxymethylcytosine binding, ES cell specific (gene hmces). Gene Ontology annotation, biological process: protein-DNA covalent cross-linking repair. Bases 312 to 1322 code for a protein of 336 amino acids. Gene Ontology annotation, molecular function: single-stranded DNA binding. Lineage: Eukaryota; Metazoa; Chordata; Actinopteri; Pleuronectiformes; Cynoglossidae. The transcript has 6 exons. The record is from RefSeq and is a predicted model, not a curated record.